Chenopodium quinoa (quinoa) is the source of this 1401-nucleotide messenger RNA. RefSeq names its product codeine O-demethylase-like. The transcript has 4 exons. The record is from RefSeq and is a predicted model, not a curated record. NCBI's taxonomy places the organism in Eukaryota, Viridiplantae, Streptophyta, Magnoliopsida, Caryophyllales, Amaranthaceae. The coding region runs from base 105 to 1166 and encodes 353 amino acids.
GUACAAAAUAUAAAUAAUUGAUGUUUUCUUGUUCUAGAUAGAAAAUAGUCUAAAAAUCAAAAGUUUGUGUAAACAAUAAAAUUGAAGCUGCUAUUUCUCCAAUAAUGGCUAAGGAAGAAUUCCUUAAAGAUGAUGAACAAAAGAGUGAAGAAAUGAUGGGAGAAAAAUAUAUAAUUUGUAAAGAUAGUUAUUAUCAACCAGUUGAUAAGUGUGUUACUUAUAUGGAACCAACUCUUAUUGAUUACUCUAUCCUCACUUCAUCACAAGAAGCUAACGAUGAGCUUCAUAAGUUCAAAUCAGCUCUUUCUUCUUGGGGUUGCUUUCAGCUCAUAAACCAUGGAAUACCAACAAAAUUACUUGAUGAGACAAAAAAAGUUUCAAGGCAAUUUUUUGGUCUUCCAAUGGAGGAGAAACAGAAAUAUGCAAUGUUACCAAAUGAUACAAGUGGGCACGGCUACCAAGUUGGGAACGUUAGUCACGUUACUAGUCCUAGUAGUGCUACCAACAAGGUUCUUGAUUGGAAUGAAGGGUUUAGUCUCGCGCUUUUUCCGGAACAUCGACGUAAACCGGAGUUUUGGCCUGAUUUUCCUCCUAAUUUCAAGGAUGUGUUCCGUGAAUACGCGGCAAGGUUAGAAACCAUAUUUGAUGCCCUCUUCAAGUUGGUAGUUCAAUCGUUGAACGUGGAUGAAGAGAGAUUUGCAAAACAAUAUGAUAAAAAUAGAGAAACAAACUUAAGAUUGAAUUUCUACCCAAAAUGUGAGGGCCUAAAACAAGUUCUUGGGUUGAAGCCACACGCAGAUUUCUCAACAAUGACAUUGCUCUUACAAGAUGAGGAAGGACUUCAAGUCCUAAAAGAUGAACAAUGGUUCAUGGUUCCCGUCAUUCCUAAUGCUCUAUUUCUUAACCUUGGUGAUCCACUCGAGAUAAUGAGCAAUGGUAUCUUCAAGAGUGCGGUGCAUAGAGUGGUGACAAAUACAGAAAAAGAGAGACUAUCAGUUGUUGCAUUUUGGGACAGCGAUAGAAAUAAAGAAAUUGGACCGUUAGAUGAACUUAUUACAGAAGAUCGUCCUCAAAUUUACCAAAGGGUUUCACUCAAAGAAUAUAUCUAUACAUUUUUGAAUUACUAUCAAUCAGGGAAGAGACCAAUCAAUGAUUUUAAAGUUUAAUUUUUUGCUUAUGUACUUGUAUUAUGAACUUAAUUUUAAUUCUAAACAUGCAAAUUUUUUUUUUUGAAUGACACAUAAAUAAAAAGUAGUUCUUGUGACCGUGUUUAAAUAAAAGAAACGUUUAUAUUAUGCACAUAUAAAUGUUUUGAUAAAUGGUUGAAUUGGAUCAUUUAUCAACUAUAAAAUUACGGCAAAAUUCGAGCUUUUGCUUAAAGAGAAUAUGGACCCUCUCUAU